This is a messenger RNA of Sorghum bicolor (sorghum), 3663 nucleotides long. RefSeq names its product zinc finger CCCH domain-containing protein 53. The coding region runs from base 558 to 2669 and encodes 703 amino acids. The record is from RefSeq and is a predicted model, not a curated record. NCBI's taxonomy places the organism in Eukaryota, Viridiplantae, Streptophyta, Magnoliopsida, Poales, Poaceae. The transcript is spliced from 9 exons. Gene Ontology annotation, molecular function: metal ion binding; RNA binding.
CGGGCAUCCUCCUCAUCCCUCCUCACCCGCCUCGACCAGCCAAAUGCGCUCGGAAAUGCUCCACCCGGCUGACGGAUUCCAGGAACCACCCCGGAGGAAACGGAAUUCGCGCACGGGGUCCCUCGUCCCCUCCCCGGGGCCCCGCCCGUCCCCUGCAUCCGUUCCGUCGUCCCGAGAAAGCACAAACGCAACAGAGCUGAGCGCACAGUGAGGAAAGGCGAGCUUAUAGAUAGAAGAUAGCGAUGCAGGCAGCGCGAGGUGCGCACUCAUCAGAGCUGCUCCGCUCCCCUACUUCCCCCUUGUAGAGUAGCGUAGCGUAGCGUAGCUUGCCCGACGCCGCGACCUCCGGGGGCUUGGCUUUGGGAAAUGGAGCAGCCGCUCACUGCCCCAGUGGCCGUGCACCGCACCAAGUGAAGCUGCUUGCCUCGAGCUUGAGCAGAGCUUCCUCACUCUUCUUCUAGUACCAGCACACACUCACGGUAGCUUCCAGCGACAACAGAGGUCCACGAAGAGGAACAAGAAGCUCUCUGUUGGUGCGUGCUUGCUUGCUGCCAUCCAUGGACGCCUACGAGGCCACCAAGGUGGUGUUCUCGCGGAUCCAGGCGCUGGACCCGGACCACGCCGCCAAGAUCAUGGGCUUCCUCCUCAUCCAGGACCACGGCGAGAAGGAGAUGAUACGCCUCGCCUUCGGCCCCGAGGCGCUGCUCCACACCGUCAUGGCCAAGGCGCGCAAGGACCUCGGCCUGCUCCCGCCACCGGCCCCCGGCUCCGGCCCUGGGACGCCCACCUCCGCUGCUCACUCGCCGUUCCUGCUCUCCCGCCAGAACUCCGGCCGAUGCGGCGCCGGCGCCGGCACCGCGCCGUCGCCGCUCUCGGUGUCGUCGCCCUCGUCGUGGGCGCCGCCGCCCGUGUUCUCCAGGAGCAACAGCGUCAUCAGCAAUGGCGCGGUGGCGGAGGAAGCCUUGACCGCCGCCGUCGGGGACGACCUUAUGAGCCCGGCCGCCGGCGGCAACGCGCCGCCGUCGCCGUUCUUUGCCGCCGGCGACCCGCUCCUCGACGAACUCCAGCUGCAGGAGCAGCUCGCGUUCCUCAACGAUGCUGCUGCCGGCCACCAGCUUCCCCUGUUCGACGCCGCCAGCGAGUGCCGGAGCCCCGGGGCUGGCGACGCCACCGGGUUCUUCCCGUACGGUGGCCUCGGCUGGGCCAACGGCGGCGGCCCAGGGCACCGCCGGAGCUCCUCGGUCAGCGAGCUCUGUCUUGGCGGUGCAGACGGACUCGGCUGGAAGCCCUGCCUGUACUACGCACGCGGCUACUGCAAGAACGGCAGCGCUUGCCGGUUCGUGCACGGCGGCCUCCCCGACGACGCCACCGCUCUCGCCGGCGCUAAGAUGGACACCGCCACCUUGGAGCAGCAGUGCCAGGACAUCCUGCUCCGCUCCAAGUCCCAACGCCUUGCCGCUGCGGCCUUCCCUUACUCCCCGACCGGCUCGCUCCCUGGCUCCCCGUCCGCGGCUACCAAGUGCCUGAGCUUGCUCUUGCAGCAGCAGCAGAACGAAAACCAGAGGGCGGCAGCUGCAGCGGCCGCCGCGGCGCUGAUGCUAGGCGGCGACGACGCGCACAAGUUCUUGGGGCGCCCACGGCUGGACCGCGCCGACUUGGCGAGCAUGAUGAACCCGGGGUCGCGCCAGAUUUACCUCACCUUCCCGGCGGACAGCACCUUCCGCGAGGAGGACGUCUCCAACUACUUCAGUAUCUACGGCCCCGUCCACGACGUGCGCAUCCCGUACCAGCAGAAGCGCAUGUUCGGGUUCGUCACCUUCGUGUACCCGGAGACGGUGAAGCUGAUCCUGGCCAAGGGCAACCCGCACUUCAUCUGCGACGCGCGUGUGCUCGUCAAGCCCUACAAGGAGAAGGGCAAGGUCCCCGACAAGUACAGGAAGCAGCAGCUGCAAGGCGAGCGGGUGGAUUUCUCCAACGGGUUGGACGCCAGAGACCACUUCGAUCUGCACCAGCUCGGUGCGAGGAUGCUGCAGCACUCGCACAGCGCGAACGAGAUGCUGCUGAGGAGGAAGCUGGAGGAGCAGCAGCAGCAGGCAGCCGAGCUGCAGCAGGCCAUGGAGCUCCAGAGCCGCCGCCUCAUGGGUCUGCAGCUGCUGGACCUCAAGACUCGCUCGUCGCCGAGCCCCAUCGGCAUGCCCUUCAGCCCCACGCGAGCUGUCGCCUCUGCCACCGUCGAGUCACCGCCCGAUUCCGGGGAACACGGCCCCAAGGGCAGCAGCGGCUUCUUUCUUCCUCAGAGGGGGGAGAGGCCGGCGGUCAACGGAGGCGAUAAGGAGGAAUCUGCCGGCGAUGCGAGCCCGAACGCAGACGGUGACCAAAGUGCCGAGCACAACCUGCCGGACAGCCCGUUUGCGUCACCGACCAAAAAGUCCGCCGCCGCGGCGUUCUCUCGCGAUCCUUUCGCGCCCAGCGACUCGGAGAUCGCAGCCACAGCAGCUGCCUCGCCCGGUCGUAACGCCACGGCCGCCUCCUUUGCUGGCAUCAACAAUGGCGGCGGCCUCACCGGCCAUCUCAGGCCCUCUGCUCUGGACAUACCUUCGCCAAAGCCCUACUUCUUCCCCAUGUCCAGGCUGUCCUCCGAUCACGGCGCCGGCGCGAUCGGGAUGUAAAGUUUAGCCCUCAAUGGGAGGGAGUAUGAUACUACUGCCUAAUCAUAGAAUACUAGAAGCAAAGAAAGAAGAUAGUGGAAUAUAGGUGAAACAAAAAAGAAUGGAGAAGUCGAAGCAUAGUGUUAGUUCAGUUCCUUUUUCCUUUUCUUUCCUUUCCUUUUUUUUCAUGAAACCAAACCUCAGUAGGAGCAGAUCCACACCAAGCUGAGAAGCAGCUCGCAGUAACAGAUUAGUGCUUGCUCUCCUAUUACAUUACAACAUGCCUUUACCACUAAUUACUACCAUUAGUACUUACUAUUACCACCCACCCAAGCAUUGAUGUAAUACUACCUAGCUAGCUCCAUGUCCAUGAUAUGAUACUACUGCUACAACAGCCACUAGUUCAUAUAACACUCUGAUAGCACUAGGUGUGAUGCUUACCAACCACAAGAAGAUACUACUGCUACCACAUGUAACCCCGGACUCCUACAGCACUGCUCUGCUUGCUGAAUGCAAACAGCCAUUGCAAAGCCAAAACAGACGUGACAGACAGGCUUUGGAGAGGAGGACCAGACCAGCUGGUCCACUGUGUCUGUGUGUAAAAAAGAUCUCACAGGAUUAUAGUAGUAGAGAAACAAACCUGUCCCAGUCCCAGUGUAGGGUGUGUGUGUGUGUGAUUGAAGGAGGACCACUCUAUGUGUUUGUGUGUCUCCACGGCCUGCUGACGCUGAACCGAGCUUGUUGUCAAUAUUGGGAGGAGAGGUGUCAGCGUUGUUGGCUGGGGGUGACGGUCCGGUCCCCCCACUCUUCAGUCCUUCAGCAGAUGCAGAUGCAUAUGCAGCUCACUAGUCACUAGUACUACUUCUCUACAAAAAGAUGUCUUUACUUUUUUUUACCUCUUCUUCUUUUUUUCCCCCUUUGAUUUUACUGUUGCUUCUGUCUGAAUGAAUCUACUGUAGUGCACAGUGUUAUUAUAAUACAAAAGAAAGGAAAUUGAAAGAUAUGGAAAAAAAAA